Nymphaea colorata (pocket water lily) is the source of this 872-nucleotide messenger RNA. RefSeq lists its product as uncharacterized. Lineage: Eukaryota; Viridiplantae; Streptophyta; Magnoliopsida; Nymphaeales; Nymphaeaceae. Gene Ontology annotation, cellular component: chloroplast stroma; chloroplast thylakoid membrane. The transcript is spliced from 3 exons. The record is from RefSeq and is a predicted model, not a curated record. Bases 87 to 677 code for a protein of 196 amino acids.
UGUGGCCGUUGUGAAAUCCGCAUCUUCUUGCCUUCACCAUCUGCCUUCUCUCACCCUCUGUCUCUCUCUGCUACUCUCGCACAGAGAUGGCCGCUCUCUCAUUUACAAAUCCCACAUUUCACUCGCGCGUCGGGCACCACCGCGCUCUCUCUGGAACUGCUUCAUGCGGGAGGGCUCUCUUAUUACCGUGUGAAGGUGGAAGAGGCGUCCAACUGAAGCAGUCAGGUAGCUUUUACGGCCGCCAUGCACAUUUGCUCCCCACCGUCCGAUCAUCGUCCGGAGAUAUAAUCGGGUCUGACGGCUACGGUGAGCCAAUCUCCUUGGGAACGAUGAAGCUGCCGUCCGACGUCGAUUUGCAAAGGUUCGAGAGGCUGCUCUUUCAGUGGGCGAAUAGCCUUUGCCAAGGAGCAAAUCUCCCUCUACCAGAACCUUUGAAGAUAGACAAGGUACAAGGUGGAGUUAGGUUGGGUUUCAUCAGGAUUAGAGAUGGCAAGACGGAAGAAUACACUUACAUAGACUGUUUAGUUUUUCCUGCAACUGAUGAUUCUGGUCCAGUUUUCCGAGCACUCAGGAAUGGAGCCUUCAAAGAACAAGCACCUGCUGGUGAGCCAAGGAUAAUGAAAAGUCUCUUAGCGGCUCUUCAAAAAUCGGUGGAGAUUGCUAGGAUUCAAGGAUGACAAUGUGAAUGCACUGUAAAGAAGCACUAGUUCUCAUAUUCCCACUUCGGCAUGCACUGUUGCAAGAUAAAUAUUCCUUUGCUUUGUAUACUUAAAUUUUUAGCAUGAUGUAUUUGAUCGUGAAACAUCCCCAAAACAAGCGAAGUCAUGACCUCAGAGUAUUCUUUCAGGUUAACAUUUUCUGCAAUUCUCUCA